Molecule: messenger RNA, 1620 nt
Organism: Carica papaya (papaya)
Lineage: Eukaryota; Viridiplantae; Streptophyta; Magnoliopsida; Brassicales; Caricaceae
Gene: LCBK2
Product: Diacylglycerol kinase family protein
Biological process (GO): phospholipid biosynthetic process; phosphorylation
Molecular function (GO): kinase activity; ATP binding
Source: RefSeq, a predicted model, not a curated record
AUCAGCAGAUAAUUAAACUGGAAUUUCAACUUGGCGAGUAAAUUUAUACAGUAAAAUUUGGAGUUUCCAACUCAUUCUAGGGUUCGUAAAUGUGAUGCUUGGCUGCAUUCUUGUCUGGAUAUUCCAACUCAUCGUUCAAGGGUCUGCAGAUCUGAUGCUUGACGUUAUUCUUGUAUUCGAGACUCCCAAUCCGUCAGUCAAGGGUCUGCAUAUCUGAUGCUUGAUGGCAUUCUUGCUUUGGGGAUUCCCAAAUCAUCAUUUCCGCAGUAGAUUAUCUCUGUAAGCUAAACCCGCCAAGUAAAAUAUUUAUUCCAUUACGUUUUAAAGCUCGAGCAGGAGGUGGAAAUUUAUGGUUACGUAGGUGAAAGUGACAAAUGGCGGUAUGCUAUAAUCACAUAGGAUUUCGAGCAGGAAUAUCAAUGACGAGACCCUCGGUUCUCAGGGCAGAGCAACCUGUGGCUCCUGAUCAUUCCGUCUCCCUAUCUGGGGCCUCCUCCCCUCGCCGACGCGAUCUUGUUUUCGUCGUUAAUCCUCGAGGUGCUAAUGGAAAGACAGGUAAGGAAUGGAAGAAGCUUCUGCCAUAUCUCCGCUCUCGCCUUGGUGGAGACUGUAACAUAUGUGAAUCUUUGACUUCAGGUCCGUCUCAUGCAAUUGACAUUACAAGGGAGGCUAUACGAGAGGGUGCUGAUGCUGUAAUUGCUGUUGGAGGUGAUGGAACUCUUCACGAGGUUGUUAAUGGGUUCUUUUGGGCUGGGAAACCCGUUACUAAUCCCAGUAGCAAAGUUGCCAAUUCAACUGCACUUGGUCUCAUUCCUCUAGGGACUGGAUCUGAUUUUGCUAGAGUGUUUGGCUGGAAAAAUGAUUCUCAUGAAGCAGUUGAACGCAUUGCUAGAGGGUUGACAUGCGAAAUCGAUGUUGGUGUUGUUCAUAGAGAAGGCGAAGAGUUGCAUUACUUCAUAAAUGUUGCUGAUAUCCAUCUGAGUGCAAAGGCAGGUUACUAUGCUUCAAGAUACAAGAGAUUUGGAAAUUUAUGUUAUGUUAUUGGCGCUUUGCGGGCCUUUAUUGGGCACCAUAACAAGGACAUGAGAAUCAAGGUUAAUGGGGGUGAGUGGGAGACGUGUACUCAGGUGACUGCCCUUUGCAUUGGCAAUGCAAAAUAUUUUGGUGGUGGAAUGAAAAUUACACCAAAUGCUGAUCCUUGUAGUGGAAAUUUCGAGGUUGUGAUUCUCCAGGACUUCAAGUGGUAUGAUUUUAUCUUGAAAAUGCAUAGACUCUACAGUGGCACACAUCUCUCAGUUAAUAAUGUAUCUUCAAGGAGAGUACACACCAUAGAAGUGGAGGAAGUUUCAGGCAGUGGCAACAUUUAUGUUCAAUCUGACGGAGAGCACCUAGGGUUUCUUCCUCGGAAGUUUUGUAUUUUACCCGGCGCAAUAAAGAUGAUUUAUUGACACGAUGAGCACUGCCAAAAACACUCGGUGUGCAUUUUGAUUCCUGCACAUUUUGGCUCCAUUCCUGCCAGUAUUGCACUUUUUGUAGUUGCCCUAUCUAGAAAAUGCAGAGUGAGAUGAAUUAUGGUUACCAUUUAAUUAUUUAUACUAAGGUUAGUAGGAGAAUCAUGGA